AUGGUGUCUUCAGAAGACUUCAGCUUCCCAGAGAUGACCAGCCCUCUUCCUCACUUGGCAAUCUCACCGUCAUUAUGGCGUGUAUCUUCCCUAGUUUAUCCGGAUUGUCGCGAAAAAGAUGGUGGAAGAGAGUUAGAUAUUAUUUCCAGCAAAAGCUUCUCCUUUGCAGCAAGUGAAGUGAAGAUGGAGAGCAGCGAAGAGAAGAUGGAUAUGCUAUGGGAGAACUUCAAUGAAGAGGAGCUUCUAAGGGUUUCUUCUACUUCCUUGGGCAGUAAGAAACAACAUUCAGAUGAUAGUUUGGAUUCUGAACCUGGAAGAGGAGUGAAUCAGCUUUGUUGUGCCAAGAAAGAGUUGAAGAUGCCCAAAUCAGAGAAAAAUAUUAGCCUCAUAAGUGCUCCUGCUCAGCAUAAGAGACAUAGUGUUGUUGUGAUGUUCAAGCAUCUGAAGAAGAUUUUCUUGCUUCGUAGCUCAUCUUCAGAUCCAACAAAGAAUCAUAAAAAAAAUUGUAAGGGACAAAACAGCGGUUGGACUACUUUGUGUCUUUGCCCAACGCUCAUACCAUUGGCCUUCCUAACAAACAAACCUUUGUCUGGACCAAGUCUGGGAGAGUCAGUAGCAGAAGAGAGAGAGAUGGAUUUGGAAUCAGUGAAGAGAUACUUAGAGACGGGAGGAUUUAAAGAUGACAAGAACGCGUCGACCAUUGAAGAAAUGCCUUUCAGAUUUUUUGAAAAAUUCAUAAUGCAAGGCCUUCAUGUUGAUCUCAUUGAACCAGGCCGUGUUGUUUGCUCCAUGAAAGUCCCUCCUCGUCUUCUGAAUGGUGGCAAUUUCUUGCACGGUGGGGCUACAGCCACUUUGGUCGACUUGGUAGGGUCUGCUGCAAUGUUCACAGUUGGAGCUCCCGUAACUGGAGUUUCUGUAGAAAUCAACGUUUCAUACUUGGAUGCUGCUUUUGCUGAUGAAGAAAUCGAGAUUGAAUCCAGGGUUCUACGUGUGGGAAAAGCUGUAGGAGUAGUCACUGUGGAGUUGAAGAAGAAAAAGACUGGGAAAAUUGUUGCUCAAGGGCGUCAUACUAAGUACCUAGCUAUCCCUAGUAAAAUGUAA
Molecule: messenger RNA, 1101 nt
Organism: Dovyalis caffra
Lineage: Eukaryota; Viridiplantae; Streptophyta; Magnoliopsida; Malpighiales; Salicaceae
Source: the annotation of a GenBank genome assembly